AUUCAGUUUGUUUUGUUAGUCGUCGCUCUUUAUUUGCUGUGAGUGGAAGUUCGGAUAUAAUAAAUUCGAAAUGCCGUCGUUUAUUACAUCUGAAAUGGAAAAAGUCAAUCUCAAAUUUAUUGAAUUAGUAAAGAAACAUGAAUGCAUUUGGAAUAGAGAUGAUAAAGAUUACAACCAAAGAGCGCCAAUUGAAGAAGCUUGGAAUAAAAUUGCGAAAGAAACGGGUGACACACCUAAAAUGUGUCAUUCGCACUGGCAACGAAUUCGUAGAGCUUACUCAAGAUCGUUUAGAAUAAAUCCUUAUGGAUCAUAUCAAAAACACAAAUAUUACUUAGCUAAAGCUCUUGAAUUUGUUCGUCCGCAUAUUAAGUAUGGAUGUGAACUUGAAGCAGAUAACGGUAACAAAGACAAAAUUUCUAAUGACACAGAUGAUUCACAUGCAUCGGUAACAGAAAACGAAAUUAAAGACGAACCAUACGAUUCUGACGAUGAUACGGCUUCUACAUCUCAAAAUGUGGAGCAGAUUUUAUACGAAAUAAUUAAAAUGGAAGAUGAGAAUGAAUCUAAAGAUACUAACGAAUCAGACCCAGCCAAAUCUCCCAGCAACAAACGAACAAAUGUUGAAAUGGGAAAUGAGAAUGAAUCUGGACAUACUACCGAAUCAGAGCCAGCCAAAUCACCUAACAUCAAACGAAUAAAAGUAAAAGAUUCAAAUGAAGAAAAGAAUACCAAAGAAACAAAUGAAAUAGACAAGGAUGUUCAUCCGAAUUCAAGAUUAAUUGAAGCAAACAGAAAGUUUUUUGAGAGUUUGAUUCCAUUCGUUGAUGAAAUGAAUGCCCAACAAAACCGCCGUUUUAGGCGUGAAUUAAUGUGCCUUGUUGAUGAUGUUUUGGAUGAUAGAGAUCUUAACGAGGAAAAAUAAAAGUUUUUAAAGGGAAUGAAAGUUUGAUUCUAAUUUUUGUUUUCUUUUUAUCUGGAGCAUAAUGCAUUUUAGAAGGAUUGAAAGU
Molecule: messenger RNA, 1007 nt
Organism: Episyrphus balteatus (marmalade hoverfly)
Lineage: Eukaryota; Metazoa; Arthropoda; Insecta; Diptera; Syrphidae
Exons: 2
Coding region: 71-922 (283 amino acids)
Biological process (GO): regulation of transcription by RNA polymerase II
Cellular component (GO): nucleus; transcription regulator complex
Molecular function (GO): DNA binding
Source: RefSeq, a predicted model, not a curated record